GGGGUGUCUCACCGCAGAGGCCCGGCUGGGGCGCGAGGGGCGCCGCGUGAGGGUGGUGGGUGGGUUUGCGGGGCGGACGGAUCGCGUAGCUGACCACCCGGGUCCUUCGCGCAAUAGCCGGGCGCCUGCAGCCGCCCCGCACGCGUCUCCCGGCGGCCGGCGGCGCGCGUAAGGGCGGAGGUGGGGUGUGCGGGUGUGCGCGGGUCUGUGGCGUUCGGGGGGCCGGGAGCGAGCGUCGCCAGUCCCUGGGUAUUAUGCCCCGCCGUCUUCCACACCUUCCAUCCUCCCCUCCGCUUCCUUCUUAACCUCCCUCCAUCCCGCACCGCUGCGGUCGGGUACCGAGAGGGCCUCGGGAAGCAGGUGCGGGGUAGGGUGGGUGGGGGUGUGUGUGUGUGUGUGGCGCGCAGCGAGGUCCGUGCGGGAUUGCGCGAGACAAAGCGGACGCGGGGUCAGCCCGCCAUGGCCUCCCGGAGCUUGGGGGGCCUGAGUGGGAGCCGCGGCGGAAGCAAGAAGAGCCUCAGCGCCCGCAACGCUGCGGUGGAGCGCAGGAACCUCAUCACGGUGUGCAGGUUUUCUGUGAAGACCUUGAUUGAUCGGUCUUGCUUUGAGACGAUCGAUGAUUCUUCUCCGGAGUUUAACAACUUUGCAGCUAUCCUGGAGCAGAUUCUAAGCCACCGGCUAAAAGGUCAAGUCACUUGGUUUGGCUAUGAAAGUCCUCGGAGCUUCUGGGACUAUAUCAGAGUGGCUUGCCGCAAAGUCUCACAGAACUGCAUCUGCAGCAUUGAGAACAUGGAAAACGUCAGUUCAUCCAGAGCUAAGGGUAGAGCCUGGAUCAGAGUAGCCCUCAUGGAAAAGCAUUUAUCUGAAUACAUCUCUACAGCUCUGAGGGACUUCAAGACAACCAGGAGAUUUUAUGAAGAUGGAGCGAUUGUCUUGGGUGAGGAAGCAAAUAUGCUGGCUGGCAUGCUGCUGGGACUCAAUGCUAUUGAUUUCAGUUUCUGCCUAAAGGGAGAAGGAUUGGAUGGCAGCUUCCCCGCUGUAAUAGACUAUACACCGUAUUUGAAGUUUACCCAAAGCUCUGACAGCAUCAGCAGUGACGAGGAGGAGCUGAGGACGUUAGGAAGCAGCGGCAGUGAGAGCAGCACUCCAGAGAACGUGGGGCCUCCUUUCAUUACAGAUGACAACAGUUGGUUCAACAAAUGUAAGAGAGUUAAACAGAAGUACCAGCUCACCCUAGAACAGAAGGGUUAUCUUGAAGAACUUUUAAGACUUCGGGAGAACCAGCUGUCUGAAUCUGUCUCGCAGAAUAAAAUACUACUUCAGCGGAUUGAAGAUUCUGAUCUGGCCCAUAAAUUAGAAAAAGAACAGUUAGAAUAUAUAAUUGUGGAACUUCAAGAUCAGCUGACUGUGCUAAAGAAUAAUGAUUUAAGAUCAAGACGAGAGUUAACUGCCCACCUCACCAACCAGUGGCCUUCCCCAGGAGCUCUGGAUGCCAGUGCUGUUGCCUUGGAUACGUUGCUUUACCGAAAACACAAUAAACAGUGGAAAAGUUAUCAGAGUCUUGACCAGUUAUCAGCAGAAGUUAGCCUUUCUCAAAGUUCCCUUGGCCCAGGCCAGUCGCAAGAAGAUGGAAAACAAGAUACAAUAAACUUAAUCAAUGAAGGUAAAGAAGAUACUCCUUCAUUGCUUGGUCUCUGUGGGUCUCUAACAUCGGUAGCAAGUUACAAGUCUCUAACAAGUCUAAAAUCUAACGACUACCUUGCAAGUCCUACAACAGAGACGACAAGUCCAGGCUUGACUCCAUCCUGAAAAACUGAAUGUAAAGCCAAAGGUUUUUAUGUUGUAAAUGUUCAGUUUACAUAAGUUUAACUACUGGGGAGACCUUUGAAAUUUUAUAUUGUUCUGGUACAUGUUGGGAAAUCUCUUGUUUAAUCCAGUACAAGUACACGUGGAUGAAAAAUACAAUGAUCCUGCCGCUUGUAAUUUUAAAAGUAUAUUUGUCAUUGAGGAAGCUUAAAAAUGAGAAGGCUUUUAAAAAUUCUCAAAGUUCCUGCAAACCAAUUUCCAUGGAAACUGUAUAUAUUUGCUAUUUAGCUGAUUAUAUUUAAGUAUAUCUUAGUGACAAGAGAAUGAUUUUUUUAUUCCAGACACUUCAAAUAUUUUCUGUCGUUCAUUUUUCAGUAACUACAUUUUCAAAGACAUAAUUUAUUAACUUGGGUUUUAUUGUUAUUCUCUCCCUACGUCCUGAUGCUCCGGUGUCUUGUUUUCAGUGUCGGGGAAGGCGGUCAAGCUGCAGGCGCACAGUGGCUGAGCACUUUUUUUUUUUUAGCAAUGAUUGUUUAGCACCAGCUUAACAUUUCACUUGAUAUUUUAUAAAUUUUGUAGGAAUGUGCCUUUUUAGGCAGUUAACUAAUUUAUGUUGCUAGGAUCAUGGGGAGAAUAUUUUAUAUUGAGUGUAGGUAAAAUCAUAUAAACUUUUGUGUUUUCCUGAGAAUCUCUUAAAAGCUUAUCAGCUAUAAAAUAUGAUCAAGUAUAUCUCAAGUUAAAAACAUUUAAAAUUAGAACAUGCUAAAAAGGUAUAUCAGGAAAAAUUUCAAGUUUCAUUGAGGAUUUGAGACUUUUCAACAAAGAUCAAUGAGCAAUCACUGUACUUCACAGGAAACAUACAUCUGAUACGCAGUGUCUUCCUCUGAUGCAGGAAUGGCAUCAUGUAUGUGUCACAGCUUCUGUCAUUAAUCAUGCCAUAAACCCACUUAAAAACUGACUUUUAAAAUCCACACAUUUCUACAGAUGUUAAUUUUCAUAAAAAUAUGAUCUGCAUUUUAAGUAUUUUUGCAGUUACUGAAACAGCUACAUUUGUUCCUUAAGAUUGCACCACACUGAAAGUGUAUGAAGUAUAUUUUCUAUAGUGAGUAAUAUGAGAAAAACAUGAUUAGUUGUGCCAAAGAAGUUUUAUACAUUUUUUUCAUGAAAAGGUCACGGUUCUGAUUGGGGAUAUCAGUACUUCAUAGGGUAUUUUUGUUUAUGAAUAGAACUCCCAGGCUUAGUAGUUUUGACAUACAGAAUAAUAUUCCUCCUAAAACAAUGUAUUUUAUCGAGAAGCAGCAGGAGAACUGAGAAUACCACAAUCUUUCUUUGCAUCAGAAAUGUAGGAGAGUGGUAGUUCUCCACAAUAUUUAGAGCAGAGUCUCAUUUUUGGCAUUUACGAUAAACAUAGUGCUAAAGCCAAUCAUAUA
Molecule: messenger RNA, 3236 nt
Organism: Ochotona princeps (American pika)
Lineage: Eukaryota; Metazoa; Chordata; Mammalia; Lagomorpha; Ochotonidae
Gene: RUNDC3B
Product: RUN domain containing 3B
Exons: 11
Coding region: 460-1809 (449 amino acids)
Source: RefSeq, a predicted model, not a curated record